AUGAUUGAAUACAUACUGCGGCCACACGUCUGGGCCGUUGCUUUCGUGGUGGUGCUCGCGCUUCUGUGUUAUCGUCGUCGGUCGAAACCGAGCUUGCCUGACCUCCCGUGGCUUAACACCAAAGAAGGCGAACUGUUCACGACCUUGCGUGCCAGAUUUCGCUCGACAAUCAACUACAAGGAGUCGAUUCAUCAGGCCUAUGAGCAGUAUUCCAAGAACAACAAAUCAUGCAUAAUUGCCAAAUUGAGCGGGGACGAGAUUGUGCUCCCAGCAUCGUCAAUAACCUGGCUCAUCAAUCAGCCCGACAGCGUUCUGAGCGUGGACGAACCUCACAAGGACGUUCUGCAGACGAAUUACACGUUUAUUCACCCGUUUGUGGUAGAACAGCCGCUACACCAUGAGACCAUCCGGAGUGAGCUUACUCGCCAGUUGGGUGCCCUCACCAUGGACAUCAUGGACGAACUAGGUGCUGCAUUCGAUGACAUCUGGGGUACCGAUACGACCGAGUGGAAGGAAGUCUGUCCUUUCGAAACCCUCAAGCUCAUCAUCGCUCGGACCAGCAAUCGAGUUUUCGUCGGCUUGCCUUUAUGUCGGAACAAGGCACUGUUGGAACACGGCAUUGGUUUUGCAACUGCUGUUCCCAUUGCUUCGACCCUGCUCAAAUUGUUUCCUGAAUUCCUCCGCCCUCUUGCCGCCGUCGUCAUCGCACGGCCGAAUCGAUAUCACACGAAAUCUUUCGCCCGCCUUGUUCGACCCGAGAUUGAGCGACGCCAGAGACUUCUUGAAGGUCAGACCGGAGAUCUGGAGAAGAAGCUUGGCGACCCUGAACCCAACGACUUCCUGCAAUGGUCCAUUCAUCGAGCCCGUGAGAGUCCCUAUCCGGCCGAACGUGACCCAGACAUCAUCGCCGAAAGACUGCUGGCCGUCAAUUUCGCCGCGAUCCACACGUCAACAUUCAGCAUCACCAACGCCAUUUUCGACCUUGUCGCCUCUGACCCAUCCAACGGAUACUUGGAACAGAUCCGUGAGGAAGCCAGCAGUAUUAUCGCGGCCGACAACGGCGUGUGGACCAAAGCCGGCCUCGCAAGGAUGUACAAGACGGACUCAGCACUACGGGAGUCUUCGCGACUGGGCUCGUUCUUGGGUGCCGGGCUGAUGCGCCAAGUCGUGGUGCCGGAUGGAAUCACCGCUCCUAAUGGAACAUUCUGUCCUUAUGGGAGCUGUGUCGCUAUCCCGACCAAUGGCGUCCACAACGAUCCAGAGCAUUACCCUGAUUCCGCCACGUAUAACCCCUUCCGGUUUUCUGUGGAACGACAGUCAUCGACAGCAGAAUCCUCAGACACUCUCGUCAACAAAUCUAACACCAAGACCACAGAAGAAUACAUUAGGAAGGCCAAUCUUUCCUUUGUUAGUACGUCUCCGACAUAUCAUCCCUUCGGACAUGGAAGGCAUGCCUGUCCAGGAAGGUUUUUUGCGGCGAAUGAGUUGAAGUUGCUGUUGGCGUACAUGGUGCAGCAUUACGAAUUUGAGCAUUUGAAAGAGAGGCCGGCGAGCAAAUGGAUCGGCACAAAUUUGGUACCGCCUUUGACUGCAACCGUCAAGGUGAGGCGGCGAAAGCAGAGUUUAUAG
Messenger RNA from Fonsecaea erecta, 1629 nucleotides. RefSeq lists its product as hypothetical. NCBI's taxonomy places the organism in Eukaryota, Fungi, Ascomycota, Eurotiomycetes, Chaetothyriales, Herpotrichiellaceae. The record is from RefSeq and is a predicted model, not a curated record. The coding region runs from base 1 to 1629 and encodes 542 amino acids. Gene Ontology annotation, molecular function: iron ion binding; monooxygenase activity; oxidoreductase activity, acting on paired donors, with incorporation or reduction of molecular oxygen. The transcript has 2 exons.